AUGUUUGCUGUCAUACGAAGUCUAUUAAGUUUAGCUUCGGUCGCAGCUGUACAUCGUUGUAAUUCCUAUGCAUAUUUUUCACUUGCCACUCCUUAUUGUUCAGCAAAACAAUCAGAUGAAAAAACAAAAGCACAAACAGCUAAACCUACAGAAGAUACAAUCUUUGGCAAAAUUGCAAGAAAAGAAAUAAAAGUUGAUUUACUUCAUGACGAUGAUCAGUGUGUAGCAUUUCAUGAUGUAAAUAAACAAGCACCAUCACAUUUUUUAGUUAUUCCAAAAGAACCUAUUCCACAAUUAUCAGCUUGUACAUCAUCACAUGAAAAAUUACUUGGCCAUUUGUUAAUUGUUGCAACACAAGUUGCUAAAAAACAAGGUCUUUCCGAUGAUGGUUAUCGUUUAGUUAUUAAUAAUGGACGAAAUGCAUGUCAGAGUGUUUAUCAUCUUCAUAUUCAUGUACUCGGUGGAAGACAACUUGAUUGGCCACCUGGUUAA
Molecule: messenger RNA, 492 nt
Organism: Adineta steineri
Lineage: Eukaryota; Metazoa; Rotifera; Eurotatoria; Adinetida; Adinetidae
Source: the annotation of a GenBank genome assembly